Messenger RNA from Dreissena polymorpha, 2668 nucleotides. RefSeq lists its product as uncharacterized. The record is from RefSeq and is a predicted model, not a curated record. The transcript is spliced from 9 exons. NCBI's taxonomy places the organism in Eukaryota, Metazoa, Mollusca, Bivalvia, Myida, Dreissenidae. The coding region runs from base 67 to 1449 and encodes 460 amino acids.
AAUGUGGAGACAAACGACCCGGCCGUCGUCAAAGAGCUCCGACAAUCAUUUGUUGAUGCUGGUGGAAUGAGGAUGGAAGGACAUUUGUGGAGCUGCCUACUUGUGGGCGCAUUCAUAGUUUCGAGAGUGAAGGCGGAUGUAUCGCUGGAUUUGACAUAUGUCGGUAACCCGGCCUCGGAUAUCUACAUCGGGGAGACCAGAACACUUAGAGUGGUUGCAACGUUUGACGCGGAUAAAGUCUAUCACGGUAUUCGAAUUGAACUCCUGCCGUCAACCUCAAGCUUGGUGUUUGCUUUGAGUGAAGUGAUCAGUGCCACUAACACAGGCUGCACCAACAUUUCAAAUCCCAGUACCAAGGCCGAUAUCGUGUCUCACAUGUUCAGUGACGCAACGAGGGAAUACGAUCAAACAAAGGACAUCGUUGCCUAUAAGAGCCGGGCUGAACUCGAUCUUGGUACCGUCACAGCCGGAAGUGGGCCUUGCGCUUACACAAUAGAGUACAAGAUUGAACACGUGUCGCUCGGGAAUCAAAAUGUCGGUGCCAUAUAUUGGACAAGCGUUGGCAUGGAGUACACGGACGCUGGUUUAAACUACAUUUGGGUCAGACAGGUGGACAGCGUCCUAAAGGAUGUCAAACCUUCGCCCAAUCUUAGCUACAACUACGCUGUGAAGCCUGUUUGUGGCCCGGAUGCAGUUUUUCAUCCCGGCUCGGUGGAAUACUUUGACCUUGAGAUCACCACUGAACGGGGCAAGGUCGCUGGUCCGAUGAUCAUUGAAGUACCCAUACCAGAUAACCUGACAGAGCCCUUGCUGACGUUCGUUAAUGCAAAGGUGGUCUCCAAAGGGAAAAACGUCGUCUGCACGGCUCUUGGGAAUGUGUCAACAAAACUUUCAGACUGGGUUUCCGGCUCAAAUGAAUCCGACCGGACAGUUAUGAAUCUUCCGAUGGUGUGUAAUGUACAAGAGAAAGACUCCGUCGACGAAGACAAGUUCACUGUGCGCAUUGGUGUGCGUAUCAAAGAUCUACCGGCUGUCUUAGACGGAAACAUGACUCAAGUGAUUUUCAGUCUUGGUCUCACGGUCAGUGACCAGAUCUGGGUGUACACAACAACGGCCAAUGUCAUCAAUACAAUGCAUCAGCUUACACCGGCCUCAUCCGCUUUUGUGAAAGGAAUUGUGAUUCCAAACAACGAGGUGCCAGCUACGUGGCCGACUGGCUUUGACCUGGAAUGGAGCCUAGAUAAUGGAAAGUUCUACCCAAGCGAGAGUUCGUGGUUUCAACAAUCAGCUAGUACAAAACCCUUCACGUUUCAGUGGCUUCAACAAUCAGUUCGUUCCGACUGGGAGCUUGAAGAAGGGCUCAUGGGAUACUGGUUUCGGCUUGUUAGCAAAGAUGGAGGCUGUUUGCCUGCAAGCUAUCAACUGAAGUCUGAAAGGUGGCUCCCGUAAAGUCGGUAAACGCAAACAUCUAUGAAGGAAGGCGACCUCUGUAAGAUCAGCACUCAGCAAUCAGUAAGAACGCAGUACAAAUGUGUCCACAAAUGGGACUCGCACGACCUAAUUUCUUGUAACAUCUUCAGGACCAUUCCCUAAGUUGAACGUCAAACGACACCACUAUCGUCACAAUGGAAGCGAAAAUAGAACUUUAUUUCAAUAGCCCAAUGCAUUAUACUGAAAUAUAGAACAAAAAUGUGAAACAAACAUAUUCUACCCGUCACUAUUUGAACUUUCUUACACUUAAUAAACAGAUGUAGCUUUAUUGGUUUGCUGAUAUGGGAUUCCGAACACAAUUUCUGCACGGUGUAUUUUUAUAUUAUUCUAAUGCACCCAUAUAUGGACUUUUUUCAAAUUUAUUGUUUGCAUUUUUACUAUUUUACAAACAUGACGUUAUGUACAACUAACAUUGCAAUUCUUCUUCGACGUCUGGCUCGAUUGUCUACAAACUGCUCAUAACUGCCCAUAUAUGUCAUAAGUUGCCCUCACAAUAAUAAUUUCAUUUUUAAAGUUUGUAUAAUUGUUUUAAUAUAAUUAUUCACGAUGGUGUUAUAAUUUGAAAUCACAAUGUUAAAGGCCAAUAUUAAACCACCAGCACAACAUAUGGCACCGAAUUCUUAAAUUAUUCGAAAAAUAAUGAUGCUGACGCAAUUACAAUAUCUUUAACCAUUAAAAUAUAAUCUUCUUUCACAGGCUGUUCCCGAAAAUUGAUAUUACCCAGUAUUGAUUUUUUUCCGAAUGCUGGGCCCGUAUUCACCAACCGAUUCUUAGAAUAAAAAAUAGACUUAGAACCAAGAAAAUGUGUUCAGUGUUUGAAUAUAUACAGGCCUCCACUGGUGAUUAUGUCAUUAACAAAAUGUUCUAUACGAAGAAUAAUAUAAAUAGAGAUGUUUACUGCAAAGUUUGAAUCAAAAUUAAAGAAAUUCUUGAAUAUACAAAUUGAAAGAAUUUUCUUUAUUCUUAGACUUAAGUCUAAGAUUUGUUUGGUGAAUACGGGCCCUGAUGUAAAACGUCGUCAGAAAUUAUGCAUACCUGUUUUAUAAACAUCUCUUGUUAAACUAUGGUCAUUGUUAAAUUUCACUCUGCUUUUCUUUGAAUUUGAAGCUUAGAUUAUAAUACAAUUUGUGUUGCUGUAGAGUUUCAAAUUACGUUUGAAAUAAAUUUUGUGUUGGAA